ACGUCAUUCGUCAAUCGGCAUAGCCGUUCAAGAGCCGUGGCACAAGCAGAAAAAUAUCACACAUCGACCGCGACGAGUGAUUUUCGCGACAGAAAAUAAAAAUAUAUUUUUUUAUAUUUUUUUAUCGUAAACUACUUCGAGUCGUACUUGUGAAAAAGUAUCGAAAAAUGGCCCAAAUAGACCGAUAUUCCGAUGUGCUGCACUUGGCUCUGCUACUACGCCACGGGGACGAGAAGGCGGCUAGAUCGGUGCUUAGAAGAGCUGGCGUCGACCUGAAUCGGACCAACGACGAUAAAGAGACCCUUCUGCACCUGAUAUGCAAGGUGAACGAUGGAUUGCGGGUAUUAUAUGAUUUUUUCGAGAUCAGCGAAAUACAAACGUUGGCCGAUCACAACAGCAAGUUGGCCAGUUUACUGCUGAGUAAAGGCGACAAACCGAAUUUGUCAGACUUCGAGGGAACGACUCUUCUCCAUGUCAUAUGUAAAAGAAGUUUCGGCGACGACUUGGCGGAGCUAUUCUUCAAGAUCAACGACGAGUUGAAUCUGACGGUGCUGAUCGAUGCUCAAGACAAAUCGGGCAGCACACCAUUGCACUUGGCUCUGGCCAGCCACAACUGGAAGUUGGUCAAUUUGCUGCUGAAAAGAGGUGCAGAUCUGAAUCGCACCAAUGACAAAGCAGAGACCCCUUUACAUCUGAUAUGCGAGAUAACAGAAGACUUACAGAUAUUGUAUGAUUUUUUCGAGAUCAGCAAAGAAAACGAUCGGACGAUCGAGGUCGACGCUCAGGAUAUUUUUGGUGACAGACCAUUGCACUGGGCUCUGCGCCAUGGCAACAGGACGGCGGCCGAGUUGUUGCUGAGGAGAGGGGCAGAUCCUAAUUUAGCCAGCUCGUACGGAGUGACGCCUCUGCACUUGAUUUGCCAGGGUAAGGUCGACGACGACUUUGCGGAGCUAUUCUUCCGGAUCAACGACGAGUUGAAUCAGACGGUGCAAGUCGAUGCUAAGGAUAAUCAGGGCCAGACGCCGCUUCAAUGGGCCGUGGCGUGCGUCUUGCCGAAUGCCGUCGAUUUACUCUUGGAUCGUGGAGCUGGACUGUUCAGCUUCGCUUAUCCCGACGAGAGUCACUUCGGCACGUCAUACGUGCCACUGAAUUCUGAAUUGUGGCACAAUUCUAGACUGAGACUAGCAUCUGGCGCUCUGAUGAUCGCUCAGCGACUCGAGCAAAGAGGAUACGAACUGAAGGACAGCGACUACCAGCAGAUCAUAGCAUUAUUCGUUAAGCAUCAGAUGUUCGAGAAGCUGGUGGAUCUCGAGGAGCCUUGGUACGAAGACAAGGAGUUCGCGCGCAGAUCGAGAAUGAUAAUGGUAAAUGCGGAUCGGUCGCUUCGCGACUUGAUCCGUAUGGGACCCGACGAGGCGUCGAGCCAACUCACGUAUAGGAACUACUACGAGCUCGGCUGCUCUGCCGAAUAUCAUGGUCUCCCCGAAAGAGUAAGAGACGCUUGCGAUCUGCACCUGUGCGAGAAACUAUCGAGGCCAUUUUUCCUGCACUCGGAACAGAGGGCUUUUUCGAAGUUGCCACUCGAUCAGCGCAUUGGGCUGAAGGGGCGCCGAAAAAGGAUCCUCAAGCGGCUAAACAACGAACAGUUAUGUAAACUUUUCUUGUCGGUUGCAUGCUAAAACACGCGAUAACGAUAUAACCACAUUUGUAAUAUAUAUUUUAAUUUAAGACGUCAUUAUAUACAUUUUUUGCGGAAUUUUCUCAGA
This is a messenger RNA of Trichogramma pretiosum, 1766 nucleotides long. RefSeq names its product ankyrin repeat and protein kinase domain-containing protein 1-like. Gene Ontology annotation, molecular function: protein binding. The transcript has a single exon. Bases 168 to 1679 code for a protein of 503 amino acids. The record is from RefSeq and is a predicted model, not a curated record. Gene Ontology annotation, biological process: protein localization to ciliary inversin compartment. NCBI's taxonomy places the organism in Eukaryota, Metazoa, Arthropoda, Insecta, Hymenoptera, Trichogrammatidae. Gene Ontology annotation, cellular component: ciliary inversin compartment.